Molecule: messenger RNA, 3023 nt
Organism: Camelus dromedarius (Arabian camel)
Lineage: Eukaryota; Metazoa; Chordata; Mammalia; Artiodactyla; Camelidae
Gene: PDGFB
Product: platelet derived growth factor subunit B
Exons: 7
Coding region: 645-1367 (240 amino acids)
Biological process (GO): positive regulation of cell population proliferation; positive regulation of ERK1 and ERK2 cascade; positive regulation of phosphatidylinositol 3-kinase/protein kinase B signal transduction
Cellular component (GO): membrane
Molecular function (GO): growth factor activity; platelet-derived growth factor receptor binding
Source: RefSeq, a predicted model, not a curated record
CGCCCGGGCUCCGCGCCAGGGCGCACACGCUCCGGGCCCCCCACCCGGCCCGGGCGGGAGUUUGCACCUCUCCCUGUCCGGGUACUCGAGCCGCCGCUGCAAAGCCAACUUUGGAAAAAGUUUUUUGGGGGAGUCUUUGGCUUUGAGGUGCCCAGCUCCGCGCUUUCCGACUUCGGGAGCCUUUCCAGAAAAUGUUGCAAAAAAGCUAAGUCGUUGGGCAGAGGAAAACGCCUUUAGCUGGAGAGUGAAGACGAACCAUCGACUGCCGUGCUCUUUUUCCUCCUGGAGGUUGGAGUCCCCUGGGCGCCCCCACACGGCUAGACGCCUCGGCUGGUUCGCGACGCAGCCCCCCGGCCGUGGAUGCUCGCACGGGCUCGGGAUCCGCCCAGGUAGCGGCCUCGGACUCUGGUCCCGCUCCCAGGCCCUCCCCAACCCCCCAACGACGGAGCCCGGGCCGGGGGCGGCGGCGCCCGGGGGCCAUGCGGGUGAGCCGCGGCGGCGGCUGCAGCGGCCUGAGCGCCUGAUCGCCGCAGACCCGAGCAGAGCCCACCUCCCUUCCCAACCCCCGCCCCUCACCCUGGCCGCGGGGGCGGCGCGCUCGGUCCACGCGUCCGGGGCCCCGCGGGGCCGGGCCCGGAGUCGGCAUGAAUCGCUGCUGGGCGCUCUUCCUGUCUCUUUGCUGCUACCUGCGUCUGGUCAGCGCCGAGGGGGACCCCAUUCCCGAGGAGCUCUACGAGAUGCUGAGUGACCACUCGAUCCGCUCCUUUGAUGACCUCCAGCGCCUGCUGCAUGGAGACUCCGUAGAUGAAGACGGGGCUGAAUUGGACCUGAAUUUGACCCGGUCCCAUUCUGGAGGCGAGCUGGAGAGCUUAUCCCGAGGGAGAAGGAGCCUAGGUUUCCCGACAGUCGCUGAGCCAGCCGUGAUCGCUGAGUGCAAGACACGUACUGAGGUGUUCGAGAUCUCCCGGCGCCUCAUAGACCGCACCAACGCCAACUUCCUGGUGUGGCCACCCUGCGUGGAGGUGCAGCGCUGCUCCGGCUGCUGCAACAACCGCAACGUGCAGUGUCGCCCCACCCAGGUGCAGCUGCGGCCCGUCCAGGUGAGAAAGAUCGAGAUCGUGCGGAAGAAGCCAACCUUUAAGAAGGCCACAGUGACCUUGGAGGACCACCUGGCGUGCAAGUGUGAGACGGUGGUGGCACGACCUGUGACCCGAAGCCCGGGAAGUUCCCAGGAGCAGCGAGCCAAGACACCCCAAACUCGGGUGACCAUUCGGACGGUGCGAGUCCGCCGGCCCCCUAAGGGGAAGCACCGGAAGUUCAAGCACGCACAUGACAAGAAGGCACUGAAGGAGACCCUCGGAGCCUAGGGGCAUCGCAGGAGAGUGCGGGCAGGGUUAUUUAAUAUGGUAUUUGCUGUAUUGCCCCCAUGGGGUCCUUGGAGUGAUAAUAUUGUUCCCUUCAUCCGUCUGUCUCGAUGCCUGAUUCGGACGGCCAAUGGUGCUUCCCUCACCCCUCCACGUGUCCGUCCACCCUUCCACCAGCGGGUCUUCCCUCAGCGGCCUCCAGCAUCUUGCCCAAAAGCCCAAGAAGGAAAUGAAGGACCUGGACUCCAUUGCUGUUUUCCUCUUCUGACCUGGAAGAAAUGGGAUAAGAGUGCAAGAGAGACUGAUGGGGUCGCUGUUGGUUGGGGGAAAGGGGCUUCCUUCGCCCGCGCUGUGGACUGGCCCGAAACUCUGCAUGUGGGCCUGAGGGCCUCUCAGCAUGGCCUGCCUGGUCCCUGGACCUUCAGGUAGCUCUGCAGGGAGCACUCCCAGGCAGGCCGGGGUACUCCUGUGGCUGAGACUAUGUGGGGGAGCAGAGACUGGAGAAACCCCCUCCUGCAGUGCCCAGGCCUGGUCAGCUCUCCUUGGUCAUCUCUGCUCACAGUGGCUUCUUUUCAUUUUAUAUAUUUGAAUUCUUUGAAGAUGUGGACUCUUCUGGGUGGGUGUGGCCAGAGCACCAGGCAGCCAAGUGCCCUCUCAGAUGGGUUAGAGAUGAAGUUUGUUCUGGAGGUGGUUGUAGAUGGUGACCUGGGCAUCCACUGCCUCCUGCCACUCCCCCCUUCACUUUUUCCUCUGUUUCAUCUCUCUACCUCCACCCUAUGUUUCCUCCUGUCCUGGCCCUACAGUCUGCUCCACCCAGGGGCUCUUGGACCCCUGAUUGAAGCCUCAGAUAAUCCCAGUCACUAUUCUGUAGGACAGAAGACCAGCAACCAGGGCAGCAGGGGGCCUGCCCAUCAGAUCCCAGCCCAGCCAAGACUGCCAUGUAAGGAUGUACAGGGUGUGCACUGCACAACGGCACUGCAUGCAGGGAUCACAGUUCACACACACCAUAGAUGUGGCCAAUUUGUAUAUUUAUUAUGACAAUUUUCUGGCAUAUGAAGGUUAAGUGUCUUGAGGAAAGAGAUCCUUUUCCUAAUUGACACAAAGGCUCUGUGUGGACUGGCUGGGCCUCUGACCCAACCCAGGACUUGGAGAGGUUGGACAGGAGUGAGCCCUUGGUGGGGGGCAGGGAGACAAUACUUGUCCACGUGGCCUCCAUUUCCCCAAGUCCUCAGCUCAGGCAGUCUCCCUUCCAGACAGGUGCGGAAAAACCCAAGAGAAAGUCUUCAAGGGAGAGAGCAGCCCUUGCCCCGCCCCUGCGUGCUUCCCCCAUCUUAGAUCCUUUUGAGUUCCAUCUCUGGUGGCUCCUCCCAGGAAACCAGCUCUUGGGCUGGGAGUCAGGGAGAAAAGGGAAAAGAUCCCCAGGGCCCCCUAGGGGUGGGGUCUGAGCUCCCACCUCCCUUUCCACCUUCUACUGCACUUUCCCCCCUCCCCCUCUCCAAAAUCUGCUUCCUUCUGUUUGUAAAGUUGGUGAUUAUAUUUUUGGGGGCUUUCCUUUUAUUUUUUAAAUGUAAAAUUUAUUUAUAUUCCGUAUUUAAAGUUGUAAAAAAAAUAACCACAAAACAAAACCAAAUGAAUCCGCCGGAGAUCUGUCUGUUGGCA